AUGCACCGGAUGCAGAAGCACCGCGGCAUCGUCGAGCCCGCGCUGACACGAGUGUGGCACGAGCUGACGUGGCAGUGUUGCCGGCAGGAGAACGGGCUCGCGAUCGACGUCGGCGGAAACUACGGCUGGUACGCGCUGCUGUCGGCGACCAUCGGCUGUGAGGUGAUCACCUUUGAGCCGGUGCCCGCGCACGUUGCGAUCAUGCGGAAGGCGUUGAGUCUCAACCCGAAGCUGGCAGGGCGCGUCCAGAUCCACCGCGCGGUUGUCUACGACACGCAGGGCGUCUACAAUAUCAGCGUACCGGUCGCGAUGACAACGGACGAGGAGCCGAAUGGCACGCUGAAGACGCUCGGCAUGACGGGCAUGUCCGGCCGCUAUGGCGUGCUCAAGCGCAAUCCCAACGACGCCGAGCCGGGUGGCGCGUACGCGGUGACGGCGCCCUCGCUGCGCAUCGAUGACGUGCUGGCGGCGGCCGACGCGUCGCACGACGGCGGUCGCGGCCGCGCGCCGCGCCCGGUAUAUAUGCUUAAGGUGGAUGUCGAGGGCUAUGAGCCGCAGGUGAUGCGCACCGCGAAGCGCACGCUCGACUCGGGACGCGUGCGCGCGGUGCAGCUCGAGAUCAACCGCAUGUACACGCGCGCCGGGGUGCGCCAGAACUCGCACACCGUCGAGAUGCUCGACGACCUCGAGACGCGCGGCUUCGCCAUGCGGCAGGUCCCCGGCUGCCCCUUCGCCGCGCGCGUCGGCGGGCCGUGCGUGGACGCCGCCGAUGCGGCGAUUGUCGACGUGGGCUGGAAGCGAUGGCAGGAGGCGCCCUCCUUUUGGAACCAACUCGCGCCCUUCCCCUCCAAUCGCAGCCGAUUGUUGUCGCUCCGCCACCGACGCGCAAAGUCGCGCGAGCGGAGCAUCUUUGUGCACUUUAACGAGACGACGCGCUGGGCGGGGCCCGUGAGCGCGAUGGAGCGGGCCUUCCGUAACGACAUCCUCAGCAGGAGCUCCAACCUCGCCGGAAUCGGCCCCGCCCACCAAAGACAGAAAAAAUAA
This is a messenger RNA of Emiliania huxleyi CCMP1516, 1044 nucleotides long. RefSeq lists its product as hypothetical. The record is from RefSeq and is a predicted model, not a curated record. The transcript has a single exon. The coding region runs from base 1 to 1044 and encodes 347 amino acids. NCBI's taxonomy places the organism in Eukaryota, Haptophyta, Isochrysidales, Noelaerhabdaceae.